Messenger RNA from Chiroxiphia lanceolata (lance-tailed manakin), 3587 nucleotides. RefSeq names its product coiled-coil domain containing 112 (gene CCDC112). The record is from RefSeq and is a predicted model, not a curated record. Bases 46 to 1545 code for a protein of 499 amino acids. NCBI's taxonomy places the organism in Eukaryota, Metazoa, Chordata, Aves, Passeriformes, Pipridae. The transcript is spliced from 18 exons.
GGAAAAGGCGCGGCCGCCCCUCCCCUCAGCGCAGCCGGCAGCAACAUGGCCGCGCUGGCCACGGCCCUGGCGGCGGCCGCCGGGCAGCAACAGAAUGAGGGCUGUUCCAGCGCUGCAGGUGCUGGUCUACAAUUUCAGAACUGGAAGAUGAAAGCUGAGCCAGCUAAGAAAGUUGAAUUCAUAAGAAGUGCAGAAAAGCUAAAAGCUCAGCUUGCAAGUAUAGAAAAAGAUAAAAGUGGACUUCUUUAUAAUAGGAAGAGUGAUUUCAGGGUAGAAUACAGAAUACUAGAGGAUCUGGAACGCAGCAUGACUGUCAGCAGAAAAACGGAAAAAGCUAAAAUCCUGCAGCAGCUAUCAAAAAUACAAAACAAUGUGAAGAGACUUCAGCAACAAUUAAAGGAUGUGAAGCCUACACCAGAAUUUGUUGACAAGCUCAAGGAAAUGAUGGAAGAAAUUGAAAAUGCAAUCAAUGCUUUUAAAGAGGAACAGAGGCAAAUAUAUGAACAGCUUUUGAAAGAGGAAAAAGCUACCAUUAAUGAGCUCAAUCUCUUUGAGAGAAAAGUGGAACUGUGGGCAUUAGGCAGCUUAACAACAGAAAAAGUUUUGAAAUUACCAUCAGCCAGGGUUACAGUUGAUAAAACACUGGAAAAUCAUCUACCCAAAGAAGUAGUAGAGUUUGAAAGAUUCCUUCAGCAAACAGGAGGGCGGCAAGGAGGCUGGGAUGAUUAUGAUCAUCAAAAUUUUCUGAAAGUACGGACGAAAUACAGAGGAAGGCUGUCUUACAUGGAUAAAGCCCUUCAGUAUCUUGGUGGAAGAACAAAAGAAGAUAUUGAACAGCAUGACAAAUGGUAUCAAGAAUUUCUAAUUUUACAUGAAAGAAAGAAAGAGUCAAUUAAGAAGUGGAAAGAAAAGCAGCAGGAAGAAAAAGAAAGAAACUUGAAGGAGAAAGAGAGAUCAGAAAAAAUGCUCAAGCAAAAAUGGCGACAGCAUGAAGAAGCGCAGAAGCAAAAAGCAGAAGAAGAAAGAAAAAGAAAACAAGCAGCAGUUGAAGCAUGGAAGAAACAGAAAGCAACAGCAUUUGCAAUGGAACAAGCAUCACAACUGAAACAAGAAGAGAGAGAGAAAAGGCAGGAAAAAGAGCGCCAAUGCCACGUGAAGUUACUGUUGGAAAGGAAUACCUUGCAGAAGAAAGUAAAGGAGGAACUUGAAAAGCUUGAAAUUGAGAAGAGAGAGGAAGCUGAAAAGGAGGAAGGGAAGAAGAUUGCUGCAGAAAAAAUUUCUAGGUUUCAAGAGCGUGAUCUACAUAAACUGGAGCUAAGGGUUUUGCAGAAACAAGCUAAAGAAAUAGAGGAACAAGAAAAAGAAAAAAAGUUGGCAAAGUUGAGAGAGAAGGUCGAGAUUCAGGUAACCAGAGACCGAUCCGAGUUGCAUAAAGCUACUACCAAGGGCUGGGAAGAACGUAGGAAGGAGAUGGCACCAGCAGCUUCAGAACCACUGUUACGUGUUACUCACAGGGCUGUCCCAGCCUGGAGAGGAGGGCUAUAGCUGCGCCCCAGCCUGUCCCCGCCGUAAGAGGAAGCAGCAGCCAGCACUUUUCGGAAGCCAGCACAGUUGGCUUGACACAUGACGUGUAUUCCCUUUGUAUUUUCAGAGUGUCGGGUUGGGAAUGCCGCCUGUGGGACCGGCCGGGCGUGAUGUCCCUUGGCAUUAAAAGCACGUUUCCCCAGAGCUGCCUGGGACAAUCCCUUCGGGGUGGGGUGGGGUGGGUCGUCGCACUGGCUCCCGCCCUUUUCUUUCCCCUUCCGCUUUGCCCCUUCCCCUGUUCUCCUCUUUCGUCUUCCCCUUUCCCUGUUCCCUUCCCUUUCCCCGCCCCGGGGCGGGUCCCGCGGGUGACGCGGUCCGGGCGCGCCGGGCGCGGGCAGCGGCGGCGGGAUGGAGAUGGCGGCGGCGCCGUGCGCGGGGGAGCCGGAGCGGCUGGAGUUCCUGCGGGAUCGGCACGUGCGCUUCUUCCAGCGCUGCCUCCAGAUCCUGCCCGAGCGCUACUCGUCCCUGGAGACCAGCAGGUUGACAAUUGCAUUUUUCGCGCUCUCUGGUCUGGAUAUGUUGGAUUCCUUAGAUGUGGUGAACAAAGAUGAUAUAAUAGAAUGGAUUUAUUCCCUGCAGGUCCUUCCCACUGAAGACAGAUCAAACUUGCAUCGCUGUGGAUUCAGAGGCUCUUCAUAUUUAGGGAUGCCAUUCAAUCCCUCCAAGGGUCCAGGUGUAUCUCAUCCCUAUGAUAGUGGGCACAUAGCAAUGACUUACACAGGUCUAUCGUGUCUGGUUAUUCUUGGAGAUGAUUUAAGUCGAGUAAAUAAAGAUGCCAUACUGACAGGACUGAGAGCUCUCCAGCUGGAGGAUGGAAGUUUCUGUGCUGUGCUAGAAGGAAGUGAGAAUGAUAUGAGGUUUGUGUACUGUGCUUCCUGUAUCUGCUACAUGCUCGAUAACUGGUCAGGCAUGGAUAUGAAGAAAGCUAUAGACUACAUCAGAAGAAGUAUGUCUUAUGAUAACGGCCUGGCCCAGGGAGCUGGACUGGAAUCUCAUGGUGGCUCUACAUUUUGUGGUAUUGCAUCGCUGUGUUUGAUGGGUAAACUGGAAGAAGUUUUUUCAGAAAAAGAACUGAACAGAAUAAGAAGAUGGUGUAUAAUGAGACAACAGAAUGGCUACCAUGGACGACCCAACAAACCUGUAGACACUUGCUAUUCUUUCUGGGUGGGAGCAACAUUGAAGCUCUUGAACAUAUUCCAAUAUACAAAUUUUGAGAAAAACCGAAAUUACAUCCUGUCAACUCAAGAUCGCCUUGUUGGUGGAUUUGCCAAGUGGCCAGAUAGCCAUCCAGAUGCUUUACAUGCCUACUUUGGGAUCUGUGGUUUGUCAUUAAUUGGAGAAUCUGGUAUUUGCAAAGUUCAUCCUGCCCUGAAUGUAAGCACAAGAACCUCAGAGCGCCUUCACCACCUUCAUCAGAUCUGGAAAACACGGACUUUAAACAGUGUUCAGACAACACACACUUCUUUAUGUGACUGAUUUAGACUUGAAUUUAGUUCUGGUAGCAUAAUUGUAGCCCAGGGUUAAAAGCCAUGUAUAACCAAUGUGCUCUUUUAAGUGCUGGAGUCAUACAAUCAGAUCUGUGUUGCUGGCAUCACUUCAGUAGGGAGUUGCCUUCAGCAGGUUAUUCUGCAUUGUGAAAAAAGGAGAUAUUUUGAUUAUAUAGAAGUUUGUCACCGCAGACUGUAAAUGGCUUUUCAAAUGGCUUUACUUCUAGGAAAUCCCUUGAGGCGUUUAAACUUCAUUUCAAGUUUAUUUUUUUAAAUUUGUGCAUACUGUGUCAAAAUAUAUAAUGGGGAAAUAUUUUCAAAAUCUGUUUACAUAUCGUGCAGUAUAGCACAGAACCUUGGAGUUCUUUAUGAUCUUACUAUUUGACAUAUUUUGGCUAGAGAAUCUUCCAUAUUAAGUCUCAGUUAAAAAUUACCUUUUAUCAUAAACUUUCAGAUUCCAUAAACUUUCUUCUAAAAAACAAACGAAUUAAAUAAAAAUAAAAUUAUUUUAUUCAA